Molecule: messenger RNA, 516 nt
Organism: Histoplasma mississippiense
Lineage: Eukaryota; Fungi; Ascomycota; Eurotiomycetes; Onygenales; Ajellomycetaceae
Exons: 3
Coding region: 1-516 (171 amino acids)
Source: RefSeq, a predicted model, not a curated record
AUGUACGAAUCAUAUACAACGACUCUUCCGUAUACAUAUAAAUCUGUGCCGUCCACACUUCCACCCUCAGUCACACUCGACCCUAACAGCUCGGAGAAGGCCCGCUAUGUCAUUUCCCCUGGGCGAGGCCAUGCUGCUCACCCUAGUGAUAUCCUAGCAUCAUGCGAGGCGCUAGAGAAACACAUGAAUAAGAUCAGAGAAGGUAGCCUGGCUACAAUCAAAGACUGGGAGGAGUCGAUAAAACAACGCGAUUUGGCAGAAAAACGAAGAAUUGCUCCCGGAUGGCUGGACCGUGAGGAAAAGCUGCUGCAGCCAGUGAAAAUAUCCCGGCCCGCGUCUGAAGCCCAUACAUCUCCCCAAUUGAAUGAUGAACGUUUGGCGAAGCGUCACCUGGAUAUAGAGGAAAUUUCCACCACGCAAUACCCCGAACCCGCAGAUACUCUACGAAAUUAUGGCGGAAAGAGGACGUUAGCAGACAGUGCCUCGUGGGCAAAUGCUAUCAUAACUCUAGAAUGA